This is a messenger RNA of Fusarium verticillioides 7600, 1017 nucleotides long. RefSeq lists its product as hypothetical. The record is from RefSeq and is a predicted model, not a curated record. The transcript has a single exon. Lineage: Eukaryota; Fungi; Ascomycota; Sordariomycetes; Hypocreales; Nectriaceae. Bases 1 to 1017 code for a protein of 338 amino acids.
AUGAACGCCGAAAAGUGGAAGAGGAGGACUCUUCCCACCCUCAAGACGCCCCCUGUACCAAUUCCUACCGAUAGUAAUAAGGGAUUCGAUAAUGUCGACGGAAAGAAGCCACGCGUUUUCUCGAAAGCGCUUCGUUCUCUUAGCAAUUCCUCGAUGGAAUCCAUGUCACAGAGCCCAUCUCGAAGCUCCUCCUCCAUUCGACGUCUACAGAAGACACAUUCAGGUUCAGGAUCCAUGAUCGACAGGAUACAUCGUCGAGUAUCGAUAGCUUCACCCAUGAGCGCAUCCGCUCCGGAAUUCCCAUCAGUUACUCCCGAAGUCCCCUAUUCCUCCAUGGAACUUAUACAAUACGGACCACUGAAGACCGAUGUCUCGCUUCUCAAGGCCCGCGCCGAAUACCUAGUUCUUACAGAUACCUGUUUGAUCAAGUUCGGGAGUAUGGAAGGAGCCAGAUCUGCUUUCCCACAGAUAAAAUCGGGCAGCGGGACACUGAAGCCCAGCAGUGCUCAUCACAAUUCUCACAAGUCGUCUUCCGACGUGCGGAUAGAAAUACCCUUGCGAUCCAUCGUUGGCGUUUUCAAUGAAGAAGGUUCAAGCCCUCGAUUUGGCGUCGAGAUAUGGUGGUUCUCCCAGUGGCCAAAGCUUGCGUAUUCCAAGGCCCAUCUAUUCUUCAUGUUGCCCAAGGACCGGGAUGACUGGCUGGCCAGUAUUCAACAGGCUUGUAGAAUGAGCCACAGGCGAGCUCCUUCUCCCUCCUUGAUCCCUGGCAAUUUGAAAGCGAGAAUCAACCAUAUUGUGGAAACCACUGAGCCAGACUCGAAUGCCAAUGCCUCCAAGAUAUUGACUUUUCCCGUGGUCAAGCGUACAAUAGGCUCGCCUCAGAAGGCCAAUUCUGCUGAUGAGUCUCAGCACUUUGUGGAUGGCUCGUCCUUCUACAUCGUCAUUGGGCCAGCCAUGGUGAAUUUCCUCGAGGGUCUCAAGGCAGAUAUGCGACUACCCCUGGUGACCUGCGCAUAA